Molecule: messenger RNA, 3655 nt
Organism: Eurytemora carolleeae
Lineage: Eukaryota; Metazoa; Arthropoda; Copepoda; Calanoida; Temoridae
Product: trafficking protein particle complex subunit 12
Exons: 10
Coding region: 33-2765 (910 amino acids)
Cellular component (GO): TRAPP complex; Golgi apparatus
Molecular function (GO): protein binding
Source: RefSeq, a predicted model, not a curated record
GAUAUAUGAAAAUAUUUCAGAUAUAGAAUACUAUGGACAGAUCUGUCCGGAGUAGAACAAGUUCAACUAGUUCUGUUAGAUCUCCAGUGGGUUCCUCUACUCCAGCUCCUACACCUAUUGGACAAGUUACUCCAGCACCAGCUAGACAUACUCAUAGAAAUAGAGUCCCAUCACCAGACCAGCUUACAGCUUCUCUUACCAGACUAAGGGCAGAACGUGGACUAUCUAACCCUGCUACUCCAGCUCCUACUCCUAACAGUAGUGCUCCGCUGCACCACCAUUCUCUUCAUCCAGACGCAAUACUUGCUGGAAUAUCAAGUAUAGGGGGAGACGAAGGAAUUGCAAGCGGAUCUGUUCCAGGUACUCCAGCACCUACUCCUUUCUCUCCUUCUCCUAGUGUAACACAGCAUAUACAGCCUGAGCAGAUAGCAGCGUCCAUAGCGAGGUUAAGAGAGGAAGGAAUACUAUCAUUGUCCAGUACUCAACCAACUACACCUUCAACUACUCCGGCAUAUCCCCCAUAUCAAGGACAAGUACUAGUAAACAACCUGGGAAUAAUACCUGAGCAUCUAGCUGAAGGUAUCGCAGGACUAGACGCUAGAAGAGACGAGGGACUAGAUUCAGGGAGUAAUCCUUGUACUCCUAUACCCACUCCUUUCUCUCCAUCUCCAGCACAGCACUCAGUUCUAGCAGAACAGCUGGCAGCUGGUAUUACCAGGCUGAAGGUCGAGGAAGGAAUGUCUAGUGGUGGUAGUACUGGAAUGCCGGCCACACCGGCACCAACACCGUUUUCACAUGGACCUGGUGGCGUUAGACCAGAGGAUCUGGCGGCGGGAAUAUCCCGCCUCUCCGUCAUUCAAGAGGCGACGGACUCAGCUCCGGCGGUGGCAAUAAAUGUGCUCGAUGCAUCUGGUGUAUCGGCGACUGGAAGCAAUCUAUCUAAUUAUUUCGGUAGUCCCGCCGGAGAUAAUAUAUUUGACCAGCUAGCUACGCCGGCCCCGGGGAAUGGAACUAGAUCAAGAACAAAUAGUAAUUCUGUAGAGGGGUUCCAUGACGUUACGAUUGAGACUCCGGCCAAAAGAUAUAUGAACAACUCCGGGUUAAGCAGUGCGUCUCCUGCACUCACCUUGCCCUGUCCAAAUGUAGGCGGAGGUACCACGCCCCUUCAGUUUGGAAUUCAUACUCCUAAUAGUUUCCCAUCCACGCCUCUCAACCCCAACUCUGAUCUUGUAUCCAGUACUCCCACGGAUCUCCUGUCUCCGGCUAGCACCAUCUCGGCGUAUGCUACCCCUGAAGCUCCGACUCCGGUUGUAGAGUCUAAAAAUGAUAUCUCCAUGUACAUGGAUAGUGCUGAUACUACACCCCAGGCUACGCCUGUUAAUAAACCUAGUUCAAACCUUGUUCUAGCUCCUCCUCCGUCUUCUGUCAACAGACCUGAAUCUCCAGCAUGUAUUAAGUCCAGUAGUAACCAGGAACUGGAUGCUUGGAUACCUACUCCUGCUUGUAAUGAGGUGCUGGAUAGUAUGGCAACCACUCCUGGUACCUACUACCCCACCAGGGACCAACUGACCUGUCCUGGUGUUUCCCCGGGUAGUGAACAGGGAGACCCGGUUAGAGACCUUGUGGCGAAGUACCAGGGCGAAGGAGAGGCGUGUAAAAGGCGGAUUCUUGCGGCCGAUGGUGUAACUACAGAUACACGAGGACUCCAGCAGUUGAUUGCGGCCGGGAACUACAGAGCGGCAAUCAACCUGACCGCUCAGCUACUAGAGAUGUAUGGUCAGGGUAAGGGUAAAGUAGGUCAACUAUCUAAACAUUCUCCGACUAGUUUACAAAUCUGGUUCACAAGAUUAGCUCUCCUGGUCAAACUUAAGCUUUUCACCGUAGCAGAGUCGGAGGUCAGUCAGUUCGGCGACCUGGAUAAACCAGAUCUGUUCUACCAGUACUAUACAGAGCUUUACGGAGGUCGGCGAGGAAGUAUGGUUCCAUGGAGUCUAAGAUUACUUGCUGCUCAAAUACCAGGUCUCAACGGUAAACCGAUACAGAGCUUCAACAAACUCUUUACCCUUCUCUUUUCUGUGAGAGAGAUAUUAAAGAACCUGGAGAAGGGAAUGACCGCGGACGGUAAUGUUUGGUUGGACGUGGAUGAAGAAGAGAAAAAAAGAGCCGAAGAAUGCUGGGCGGAGAGAGAACGACAAGUUCUCUAUUCUCUCAUUAACAAUUCUAUACUAAGCGCUGAUUAUGAUUCCGCGAUCAAAUGUCUGGAUCUUUUACUUCCGGUUGAGAAGGUGGAGCGUAAGGGUGCUCUUCAUGCUGCCUAUGGACGAUUAUAUCUCCAGUUAGGAAAUAUCUCGAAAGCGGACGAAUGUUUUGUUGAAGCGAGUAAACUGCGGGAUAAUUCAAACCCUCAGGAUCAGUUAGAGGGGUAUCUGGACUCAGCCUUCCUUGCAAUAGGUCAAGGUUUGUUUGAAUCAGCCCUUGAGAGAUUCCAGAGUGCUCUAGUUCUAUCCAGUGGAAAGCAGGAUAGGAUUAUUCGGAACAAUAUCUCCGUAUGCCUUCUAUACCUGGGUAGGUUGAAGGAGGGACUGGAGAUAUUAGAGAACUCGAUAACCUCUGACACUGCUAAUAUUCAGGGGAACCCUAUUCUAAACCUAUGUACCCUGUAUGAGCUAGAGUCUAGCUAUGCUUUACAGAAGAAAAUUGGAAUGCUAGGAUUAGUUGCUAUUCAUUCUCCAGACUCGUUCCCUACAUCAUCCCUCAAACUAUAAUUUUCACAUCAUCUUGAUUUUGAUUAAUCUGCAUUGUUAUAGUUCUACAGUUAAACGCAGAAUUUUUAAAAUAUCGGCUUGACAUUUUUUCAAUGGGUCUUAUACUAUUAUACUAUUAUACCUAAACAUGAAACAUGCGGGAAUAUUUUUAAAAAGCUCCAUAUAUAUAUUUAACUAAAAAACUAAAUAUCUGCAUCAUUUCAUUAUCAAUAGGUUUAAAAAUCGAAAUUUUGUAAAUUCUUUCGAUCCCUCCGAAGUUCUGGGUUAUAAACUGUAGAAAGCUUUUUAUUUUAACACAAGGAAUAUUUAGAAGCCCUUGAUAGUUUGUCUAGUUCGUGUAUUGGCCCAGUGCUCCAGUAACAAGAGUUACCGAUCUAAAACAACAAAGUCCUAUUUCAUAUUUAUUCACUUCAAACACUGAGCACUCAGAGCAAUUUCGGGGAUAACAGAUGUUGGAAUUAUAAAUAUAAAAUCAACCCUGGGCAACGCUUGGCAUUACUGCUUGUAUCUUCCAUAAGCUUACUAAAGAUACCUGAAACUAUCUUAACUAGAAUGCCGAGCCAAAAACCUCAGAUUGCUGUAAGUGUACAGUGUAUAUAAUCUGUUCACUUGUGUAUUUUUUAGGUGAUUUUUCGAUAAAUAGUGAAUGAAAUAAUUUAAAUCCAUCAAAGUUAGAUUUGGCAUUUUCCCUUAAAUCGGAAAUGUGCUGGCAGUCAAUAUUGUUUCACCUUUGUUUUUUUUAGAAGCCGCCUGAACAUAAGUGUCAGAAGAGUUAGAACUGAACCUUAACGCAACGGGAAAUUGUCAAAUGCUAAACAAAAUAUUAUCUUGUAUUUAUUCAAUGUUUUCUUCUGAUUGUGAUAGAAUAAAAUAUAAUGGAAUUAUCUAUU